AUGAACGGAAAAGAUCCAACAAGACGGAUGACAAUUCUGAUGCUUCCUGAUGAUUUGGUAUUAAACUGCUUAGCCCGUCUCUCAAGAUUGUAUCACCCAACUCUUUCCUUAGUAUCCAAGAGAUUCCUCUCUCUUGUUGCUUCAACGGAGCUUUACCAGACUCGAACCCUCUUAGGACGUACCGAGAGUAAUCUCCACGUGUGUUUAUGGCUCUGCAGGACCGACUCUAACCCACUAUGUUGGUUCACUCUCCGUUGGAGAUCCGAAAAGUGUUUCACUAUCAGGACUAUGAUGGUUUUGGUCCCGAUUUCAUCUCCUGAUUUUCCAUCUCCCAGAGGGUCUGAGGUGGCAGUGGUUGGUCCUCAUAUAUACGUUAUUGGCGGAUUACUAACUCGUGGAGGCCUUCAUGCUUCGUCCAGCGUCAUGGUAAUGAACUGUGGUUCUCACAUUUGGCGCAAGGCCCCAAGCAUGCGGCUGGCCCGCGUGUCCCAUUCCGCUUGCGUCCUUGAUGGGAAAAUACAUGUAACAGGAGGCUGCAUGAACCUCGACUCGACGAAUUGGAUGGAGGCUUUUGAUACAAAUGUGAAAAACAGAUUUGCACCAGAAAUCCCUUAG
This is a messenger RNA of Microthlaspi erraticum, 615 nucleotides long. Lineage: Eukaryota; Viridiplantae; Streptophyta; Magnoliopsida; Brassicales; Brassicaceae. The record is from the annotation of a GenBank genome assembly.